AUGAACGUACUGAUGAUCUACACUUAUUUCCUAUCGGGCGCGAUUGGACUCCUAUUCUUGCAACAUUUUAUCUUAUUCAUACUCAAAUUCUUAUUGAACCCAGCUCUUUUCUAUCUAUUUACUAGGUAUAUUGUGCUGCCGUACAUUGUACGGAGAAGCUUGUUUUGGUCUCCUAUUAGUCGGGGCGCGGCCUUUAUACAUAUUUUGCAUUGGAGUGGUACCUUGAUCUGCAACAUCCUUGGCGUCAACAGCGCUGGUGCAGCUCAGUCUCGGGCUGGCUCCCUGGCAUUACUACAUUUAGUACCCGCACUCUGGACUCCGCAACUUAGCUUUGGCGCGCAUUUUUUCAACCUAUCGCUGUCAGCCUACAAUAGGUUUCAUCGUGCUUUCGGUUGGAUGACUCUUAUCCAAUGCGGAGUGCAUAUUAUUUUUGCCAUGCGUACAUACUCCUUCGACCUAGCCGAGGCAUCUCACCGGAACGGUUUUAUAGCUGCAAUUACUCUGAGCUCAGCAACUUUAUUCUUUCUUCCCUUGAUCCGCCAGUGGGCGUACGAAAUAUUUCUCAAAGGUCAUAAUUUUCUUAGUAUCAUGGCAUCGGUCAUGAUUUGGUUGCAUCUGGAGGAAAAGAAAGGCUUCGAUGCAUUCUGUCUAUACUUUGCUCUGGGAAUCUCCGUGCUUACAUACAUUGUAUACUUCCUACGACAGUUUUACUACAACUUGGUCGCUGGUCGGCCAGUAGCCGCUGCGGAACUUAUCAAAUAUCAGGAUGCGGUGAAACUAACUCUAACAUUGGCACGGCCUUGGAAGGUACGGGGAGGUCAAUAUGUCUAUUUGACCAUACCGGCAGUGAGAGCAUUAUCAUUCGCCGAAUCGCAUCCUUUCAGUAUCGUUUGGUGGGAGGAGGGCCCUAAUGGUGAAGCAAUAACUCUAUCCGUUCUUGCCAAGAUUGAGUCAGGUUUUACUCGAGCCUUAGCAUCCUCUAGCCAUGAGCACCUUCGCGUGUGGAUAGAUGGACCUUAUGGCCAAUGUAUUGAUACUAAACAAUAUGACAGUGUUAUCCUAAUAGCAACAGGAAUAGGUGUUGCAGCACAGCUACCAUACGCCAAAGAGCUUCUUAGCCGGCAAUUGAAAGUGGAGAGUGAGCAUUUAAAAGGACUCACAACCCCUAAACGCAUCUCUAUUGUUUGGGAGCUUGAGCAAGAGAGUCAUGAAGAUUGGAUCUACCAAUGGAUGGAUCAGCUUCUUAGCGACGACUCAAAAACAUUGGUAUGA
This is a messenger RNA of Aspergillus uvarum CBS 121591, 1272 nucleotides long. Its product is annotated as ferric reductase family protein. Gene Ontology annotation, cellular component: plasma membrane. Gene Ontology annotation, biological process: intracellular iron ion homeostasis; copper ion import; iron ion transport. Bases 1 to 1272 code for a protein of 423 amino acids. Gene Ontology annotation, molecular function: ferric-chelate reductase activity. The transcript has 3 exons. The record is from RefSeq and is a predicted model, not a curated record. NCBI's taxonomy places the organism in Eukaryota, Fungi, Ascomycota, Eurotiomycetes, Eurotiales, Aspergillaceae.